AUGAUGAUGAUGAUGAUGAAAGAGAUCUUCGAGCCAUACAUCGGCAGUAUAAUGAUGAUGAUGAUGAUGAAGAAAGAGAUUGGAAAUCAGCAUUAUAAUGAUUAUGAUGGUGAUGAUGGAAACCGCCAUUAUAAUGAUUAUGUUGGUGAUGAUGGAAACUGCCAUUAUAAUCACUAUGAUGGGUUUGAUGGAAAACGUCAUAAUAAUGAUUAUGAUGGUGAUGAUGGAAAUCGCCAUUAUAAUCAUUAUGAUGGGUUUGAUGGAAAUCGUCAUUAUAAUGAUUAUGAUGGUGAUGAUGGAAACUGCCAUUAUAAUCACUAUGAUGGGUUUGAUGGAAAACGUCAUAAUAAUGAUUAUGAUGGUGAUGAUGGAAAUCGCCAUUAUAAUCAUUAUGAUGGGUUUGAUGGAAAUCGUCAUUAUAAUGAUUAUGAUGGUGAUGAUGGAAACUGCCAUUAUAAUCACUAUGAUGGGUUUGAUGGAAAACGUCAUAAUAAUGAUUAUGAUGGUGAUGAUGGAAAUCGCCAUUAUAAUCAUUAUGAUGGUGAUUUUGAUGGUGAGCAUUGUGAUUUUGAUGGUGAUGAUUAUGAUUAUGAUGUUGAUUUUGAUGGUGAUCAUUGUGAUUUUGAUCGUGAUCAUUGUGAUUUUGAUGGUGAUGAUGUUGAUUUUGAUGGUGAUCUUUGUGAUUUUGAUGGUGAUCAUUGUGAUUAUGAUGGUGAUGAUUGCGAUUAUGAUAGUGAUGACUGUGAUUAUGAUGGUGAUCAUCAUUAUAAUGAUUAUGACGGUGAUGAUUGUGAUUAUGAUGGGGAUCAUUGUAAUUAUGAUAGUGAUGACUGUGAUUAUGAUGGUGAUCAUCAUUAUAAUGAUUAUGACGUUGAUGAUUGUGAUUAUGAUGGUGAUCAUUGUACUUAUGAUAGUGAUGACUGUGAUUAUGAUGGUGAUCAUCAUUAA
This is a messenger RNA of Gigantopelta aegis, 948 nucleotides long. Its product is annotated as aspartate and glycine-rich protein-like. Bases 1 to 948 code for a protein of 315 amino acids. The transcript is spliced from 2 exons. The record is from RefSeq and is a predicted model, not a curated record. Lineage: Eukaryota; Metazoa; Mollusca; Gastropoda; Neomphalida; Peltospiridae.